AGUAUGUUAUUAAAUCUUGAAGUAUGAUUAAUCCUUUGAAAGUUAUAAGUUGAACCUAACUGUCUUGAUAAAGUUUCAAAAAAAAGAUGAGUUGUUAACACGUCCUAACAAUAGAUAGUACUAUUAUAGCAGUGAAGCGCAAUUGAAAAUGGCUCAAAAUUUGAAAUGUAUAAGUCCAUAAGCCCAAAGAUCACUAUUAAAAUCCAAGGUCAUCAGGCUGAUAAGUUUUAGCGAUAUACUGAAAAAAGUACAAACAAUGUGCUUGUAGUAUAUUAUAAUUUAUAGCAUUUUAUAUUGUAACGGGUUUGGGUUGCUGUUUGCUUUACCAUGACGACGAAAAAAAUAUUGGAUUUGAGGUACAAUGAAAUGUGGAAGGCUUGGAAUAGCACUAAUGAAGAAGUGGAUGAUUAUUCUUCACCAUUGUUUAAACGGGAUUUGGUACUGUCAUGGAAACAGUUGAAUGUAACGGUUGUGAGGAAAAUUCCUAAACUGUUUGGUAGUAGUGAGGUAGUAACUAAACAAAUUUUGAACAAUGUUAGUGGAAAUGUUGAAUGUGGUACUCUUUUGGGAAUAAUGGGUCCAAGCGGUUCGGGAAAGACUACACUAAUGGCUACAAUAAGUCAUCGAACAAAAGGAAAUUUUAAUGGAGAACUCUUACUGAAUGGACGUUCAGUAUCUGAAGAUGUCAUGAUAAAAAUAUCUGGGUUUGUUGCUCAGGAAGAUAUAAGUUUCGUCCAAUUAACUGUUUUGGAACAACUUAAGUUGAUGGCUAAAUUAAAAAUGGAUCGGACCACAUCUGACAAAGUAAUCAAGGACCGCAUAGAUUAUCUUGCAGCUCAUUUAGGUUUGAAUAAAAUCAUAAAUUCACGUUUGUGUUUUCUCUCUGGAGGGGAACGAAAAAAAGUAGCUCUAGCUGUUCAACUUAUAAAUGAUCCACCAAUUCUAUUUUGUGAUGAAAUAACUACAGGAUUAGAUAGUUACUCUGCUGCACACAUAGUAAACACAUUAAGAAGAGUAGCACAUGGUGGAAAAAUUGUCAUAUGCACCAUACACCAACCUGCAUCUGGUUUGUUUGAUCAGUUUCAAGAAGUCAUACUUUUAACUAAUGGUCGGUUGGCUUACCAAGGAUCAGUAUCUUUGGUCAAUAAUUUUUUUCAAAAGUAUGGUUACAUUUGCCCUGCCACCUAUAACAAAGCUGACUUUAUUGUAUCAGUUUUGAAUUCAGAUGGUGUGUUGGAUAGAAACAAUGUAAACAAUAUGUGUGAACUAUCUUCAAACGUAGCACAAAUGGACAUUAAGUUUAAUUCAUUCAAUAAGGAUGUUCAGUCAGAAUAUGGGCAUCAUUUACAAGCAGAAAAACUUAGCUGGAUAACUCAAGUAUUGCUUCUGCUGUAUAUAUCCAUCAUAUGUUUUAUAAGAAAUUACAAGGAAAAGUUAUUGGAAUUUGGAACAUUAAUAUUUUUAGGUGUUAUUAAUGCUAGUCCUUAUGCAAACUUACAAUUCGAUACAAAAGCAGUUCAAAAUUGGCAAGGAUUUUGGUUAUGCUUAACUAUUAACACUGUGUUCCAAUUCAGUUAUUCGGCUAUAGCCACACAUCAAAUAAAGUUUUCAGUUGUACAUCGAGAAGUCAGCAAUAAAAUAUACUCCUUGAGUGCAUACUACGUGUCUGAAAUAAUUUUAUUAUAUGUUUGGGUAUUUAUAAAGACAGUACUCUUCUGCAUGGUCGUGUUUUGGAUUGUUGGUGUCAAUUGGGUUUAUAUGCAAUUAUUAGUGUUUAUGAUAAUCUCAUUUGCAUCAGUUUCAUAUGGAAGUCUGUUGUCAGCAUACUUUAGUCGCGUAGAGGAAGCUGUGGUAUUUUCAACAGUUUAUGAGUACUUAGCAUUGCCUCUUAGUGGUGCUUAUCUAUCAUUCAGGUCAUUACCAAAAGUGUUAUACUCACUAAGAUAUUUGUCAUUAUUUUUCCUUGGUUGUGAAACAGUGUCUUCUCUGUUUUGGGAAAGAAUUAAAUCAUUACCAUGCACUGAUGUCGCUAAUUGUUUGGACAACGGCAAAGCAGUUUUAAAUAAUUACGGUUUUGUAAGCAGUGAUUUAUAUUUUGACAUAACGAUAUUGCUUACAUUUUGUUUAUUAGCAAACAUACUCGGUUAUUUUGGUGUACUUAAAAGAAUGAAAAAGCAACCAGCUUAUUGAAACAAUAUAUUAUUUUUAAUUAAUUUUAAUACCUACUAAGAACUAAAAGUGUCAUUAUGUUUUCCUUCGCCAAUUAACUAUAUUAUUAAAACUGAACAAUAAACCAUCUUGUUUAAAAUUUGUUUGUUAUACGAAUAUAUUAUUAUAUUAUAUUAAGUUAA
Metopolophium dirhodum (rose-grain aphid) is the source of this 2351-nucleotide messenger RNA. Its product is annotated as protein scarlet-like. Gene Ontology annotation, molecular function: ABC-type transporter activity; ATP binding; ATP hydrolysis activity. Lineage: Eukaryota; Metazoa; Arthropoda; Insecta; Hemiptera; Aphididae. Gene Ontology annotation, cellular component: plasma membrane. The record is from RefSeq and is a predicted model, not a curated record. The transcript is spliced from 14 exons. The coding region runs from base 328 to 2190 and encodes 620 amino acids.